Molecule: messenger RNA, 2388 nt
Organism: Leptosia nina
Lineage: Eukaryota; Metazoa; Arthropoda; Insecta; Lepidoptera; Pieridae
Source: the annotation of a GenBank genome assembly
AUGAGAACAAUGUCGAUAAGCGUUAUGACAUUUAUAACACUGUUUGUGUCGCAAACUUUAGCUCUCGAAGAGCCAAACAAUAUUUCCUAUGAAUCACUUGCGCAAUGUCUCGUCUUGGCCGCAAAAAAUAGUUUAAUGUACAAACCUACGAUCGUUAUUAAACUAGCGACAGAGGAUCGUGACACCAGAAAGUCAAGUUUAAUUGAUACCAUCAUAGAGAAAACACAUUCCAGCGGCAUUCCAGUAGUCGGUAAUAAUGAUAUCGCCAUCGCUUCGAUCGGAGACUAUUCACACACACAUAUCUUUAUUAUUGAUGAAUGUGAAGAAAUAAGUAAUAUUAAUUUUAAAGAUGAUCACGUAAAAUUUUUAAUUGUUUUUCUUAACGAUAUUGAUAACUGCAAGCGUAAACUUCGUCUCAACGAGGACUUGAUCAACGAAGAUGUAACAAUACUUUAUCCAAUAGAUAAUGAACAUUUUAUUUUUAUGAGCGCAGUUUUUCAAAUCAAUGAAACAAUCUGCAGAGUCUCUGAAGAAGUAAAUUUUGAAAUUAUUAACUCGUGCGUGGGCGGAUCUUUGACGAGCGAUGAUAACAUAUUUCCAAAGAAAAUAAUAAAAGAUUUAAAACGUUGUCCUUUAAAUGCCGGUAUUGGAGAAUUGUAUCCGUACAUGAACUUUAAGAGUGAAACUGGCAAAUACGAAAAUCUUAACAGCAUUAUGGAGUCGGACAUUAAGGGUUCUGACGUAAAAUUGUUGAAAUUGAUAUCGGAAUAUUUUAACGCUACUGUUAAGUUCUUUUAUAUUUAUAAAGAACCAGAAAAUCCAUACACAGACACCGAAUUUGUUAAACUAUUGCUGAAUGGAAGCUUAGAUAUAUGUGCUGGAGGAUUGUACAGAAUUUUCGGAGAUGUCGUAGAAUACUCCGGUGUGUAUACCAGGCAGGCGGUAGUAUGGGCGUAUAGCGUAGGACGAGAACCGAGGUCUUGGCAAUCGUUCAUGGCAAAAGUUAACGGACUUUACAUCUUCCUAAUUUUCUACGCGGUUCAUAUAUUCAUCUGGAAGGUCAUCUGUAGAAUGGACAGGCAAGUUUUUUCAUUUAAACAAACGCUCCUGCUCAGUUGGGGAGCUCUUAUUGGAGCUUCAUCGUUAGACGACGCAAGAACUAUUAAGCAGAAACUUGUAAACGGAAUGUAUCUCAUACUUUCCCUUCACUUGUCAGCAUAUAUAAGCGUUCAAUUGUACUCGUAUUUGACUAUACAGUCCCCACCACAAAUGUAUAAAAGUAUCGAUGACCUCAUGGGAGCAGGGGUGAAACCGUAUCUUAAGCCUGCUUCGAAAUAUUUCAUUAAAGAUCGCAAGUACGAAAGGAUUGCAAAUACUUCCGGAGAUUGUGACAAUUUUAGACACUGCCAAGAAGUCAUUUUAGAAAAGAAAGGAACGACUAUUCUCAUAGAUGGAUAUAUGCCCAUCUAUCAAGUUGCUACGGCCGUUAAUGACGAGGCAAGAGUGAUACAAAUGCACGGAGAUAUCCUAUUCAUAUAUCAUGAAAUGAUUCUACGAAAGGGUAUCUACUUCGGCCCUUCCUUACGACAGGUGCUUCUUCAUUUGUUCGAAGCUGGCAUUUGUAAGAGGUUGUACGACGAGGCAAUCGGUCUUCUGCUCACAGACAAAGCCAGGUUUGCCGCUAAGAAUGUUAUGUCGAACAGCUACAGUUGUCUGGCGGGAUGCAAGAUCACUUUGAGGCAGUCUGCCGGCGCAUUUUACAUUUGGAUUUUUGGGUAUAUAUAUGCAAGGCUAGAACUUUAUUUUCCGUGUAAACGAAACGUGCAAGACAGUACUGAAUUCGAGUGUGCGGGGCUACCAGAGUCGCUGAGAAAUUCCAGUUAUUCAUUUACUAUCGCCUUACAAUUUACAGAUUAUAAAAUUGAAGUUCACUGUGCCGUACCGAUCGAUAUCGUAACUCAAGUGCCCGGGCAUACAUACCGGCCUAUUAUAAUGUUCAUCCCGGAUAAGAAGCCGAUUCUGUCCCGCCGAUACGACAAAGACGGCGAAUAUUAUACUGACAAGUUAAUAAAUACAUUCAGGAGUAAGUAUAAGAAAGAUUGGGUCAAAGUUAGGGAUAGUUAUUACGUCGACGAUGUGGAUAUACCCUUUAAUUCGGCGAAAUCGAAGCGUAUAGUACCGGGGGUAGGACAUGGGGCUGAUACGCAUUUCAGGCAGCUGCAGCCGAUCUUGAAGAAAAUGCUGCUUAGCGGUUUCGUUAACAACAAGGUGAUGGAUGCUGUGAAGCGGUGGCAAUACAAUAAUUGGUGGAAGGAAAGAAGUCGGUGGCCGAAAAGAGGCGCUCGCGGAGGAAGCGCAAGCUUGGAACACAGACAAUUGUCAAUCUAA